AUGGCUGUGCCCCCRCCGGCAGAGGCCCCUGGGCAGUUUGUCCUGCCUCCAAAGCCCYUGGUUUUGCCAGCCAAAGCUGGGCAGGUGGGAGGCGAGCUGCCUGCCUGGGUACUUUGCCAGACAGUCAAAAACGAGGGCAUUCCACCUUACAAAAACCAUUCCCCUCCUUUCCCUCUGUUCUUGCUCCGGCCGCAGCGGCAGAGGCGGGAAGCGCACGGCGAGGUGCACAAGCAGGGCAGCCCAAUCUUAAAACGAAGCCCUGACAUCACCAAAUCUCCCCUGACAAAGUCAGAGCAGCUGCUGCGAAUAGAUGACCAUGACUUCAGCAUGAGACCAGGUUUUGGAGGCCCUGCAAUUCCUGUGGGGGUGGAUGUCCAAGUUGAAAGUCURGACAGCAUUUCUGAGGUGGACAUGGACUUCACCAUGACGCUUUAUUUGAGGCACUACUGGAAAGAUGAGAGGCUGUCCUUCCCCAGCACCAACAACCAAAGCAUGACCUUUGAUGGCAGACUGGUGAAAAAGAUCUGGGUCCCCGACAUGUUCUUCGUCCACUCCAAGCGUUCCUUCAUCCAUGACACCACCACAGACAACGUCAUGCUGCGGGUCCAGCCAGAYGGGAAGGUACUUUAUAGCCUCAGAGUUACAGUAACRGCAAUGUGCAACAUGGAUUUUAGUCGCUUUCCCCUGGACACACAGACGUGUUCCCUGGAGAUCGAAAGCUAUGCCUACACUGAAGAUGACCUUAUGCUCUACUGGAAGAAAGGGAACGAUUCCCUAAAAACAGAUGAGAGGAUAUCACUGUCCCAGUUCCUGAUUCAGGAGUUUCACACCACCACAAAGCUUGCCUUUUACAGCAGCACAGGGUGGUACAAUCGCCUCUAUAUAAACUUCACUUUACGCCGACACAUCUUCUUCUUCUUGCUCCAAACUUACUUCCCUGCCACUCUCAUGGUCAUGUUGUCCUGGGUGUCCUUCUGGAUCGACCGACGAGCAGUUCCUGCCAGAGUUCCAUUAGGGAUAACCACUGUGYUGACCAUGUCCACGAUCAUCACUGGGGUGAACGCUUCCAUGCCUCGUGUUUCCUACAUCAAAGCAGUGGACAUUUACCUGUGGGUCAGUUUUGUGUUUGUCUUYCUCUCGGUGCUGGAAUACGCGGCUGUGAAUUAYCUGACAACRGUGCAGGAGCGGAAGGAGAGGAAACAGCGRGAAAAGCCUGCCUGUGCAUGCAGCGUACCUCAGCCCCGGACCAUGAUGGUGGACGGCAGCUACAACGAUGGGGACGUGAACGAGCUGGGGAACUUCAUGUCCGAGAACGGGGACAAACAGGACCGGAUGAUGGUGCAGCUGGCACUGGGCUCGGAGAGGGGCUCRGCCAGGAGGAAAAACCAGAGAUACGUCAGCAUGAGGAUCGACACCCAUGCCAUCGACAAGUACUCCAGGAUAAUAUUCCCUGGGGCAUACAUCCUAUUCAAUUUGAUAUAUUGGUCCAUUUUUUCAUAGAGAUUCAUAACUUYUGUAGUCACAGAGCAUUGUGACAUUAAAUGAAAGUACAGUCUCAUAGGCUGUAUAGACAUAGAGAAUUGUUUUAAUUGAAAGGAAGAUUGAUUUUUUUUUUUCCAGGAUGUGGUUGUUUUUUUUUUUUAUUAGAGG
This is a messenger RNA of Malurus melanocephalus (red-backed fairy wren), 1650 nucleotides long. Its product is annotated as gamma-aminobutyric acid receptor subunit rho-1-like. The record is from RefSeq and is a predicted model, not a curated record. Gene Ontology annotation, biological process: signal transduction; chemical synaptic transmission; regulation of membrane potential. The transcript is spliced from 10 exons. Gene Ontology annotation, cellular component: membrane; GABA-A receptor complex; neuron projection. Gene Ontology annotation, molecular function: GABA-A receptor activity; extracellular ligand-gated monoatomic ion channel activity; neurotransmitter receptor activity. Lineage: Eukaryota; Metazoa; Chordata; Aves; Passeriformes; Maluridae. Bases 1 to 1500 code for a protein of 499 amino acids.